AUGCCAAGAAGUGAAUCUCCUAUUGUGGUUCCACAAAAAAAGGUUUGCUUGCAGAAGGCUGAAGUCUUGGUCCUCAGAGCCCACCUAGAAGACUGGAAGUCUGUGAAAGGUAAAGAAAGAUCGAGGGUGCUGCUUGCCAUCUACAAGGAAGCGUCCCUCCAAGCUCCCACCAAGGAAAAGGCCCUGUUGAAAGCUCGGCGAAAGAUUUACAAGCAGUGGUUGCAGAACCAGUCUCGCCGGAGAGGAGCUGCAAAGCCCCUUAUCAAGUAUGGCUGUCAUUGGACAGCGAGGCAAGUCUUGAUUCACACACACAAAGCCUCAAUUCGACAGGAGAUGGGAGAGAUGGCUGGAAGCGAGGGGAUGAUUACCAGAUGGCUGAAGGCAGCAAAGACAGUCAUUAAUCGUUUGUCGGCGGAGGAGAGAGAGGAAGCGGAGGCCAUGGCGGAGAAGUGGAACAACGAAGCGGUCGCCGAGAGCAAGGGCGCCGACAUGAUCGAGCAUUUCGCAACUGAAAUGUUCAAGAAAGCCGGAAUGAGGGUCUGCAUCCUAUCAGGUUGGAAGGACAGCCAAGGCAAGCUUAUGUUGGGAGGUGACUGCAGCCACGACUUCAAUGAACAGUUCGGGGAUGGAGAGAGCUUUAUCAAGACAAGGGAUUGGGAUGGUAUCAUCAUGCCUGAAUGGGUGGAAUAUGUGGGGGAGCAAUUUGAUGGCGAGGACGAUGGGGAACCCCAGAUGGUGAAAUCAAAGAAACGAGUCGCCAAGAAAUUAGUUGAACUUGACGAAGACGCCGAUGGGUGGCCGAUUCUGCCCGACACAACGGGUUGGAAACAAGCCGAACAACAGCACAUGAUUUGGUCUUUCUUGAUGAAGCUCUAUAGAAUGUGCUCCGGCGAAGAAAACCUGAAAGCGGCAGUGCCAUGGGGAGAUGUAAUCCAUGACCCAUGGGCGUUCUUUGACGGCGCCCAUUGGCCGGCCGGCGUGCAGCUCAAGGAGCCAUCCAAGAUGGAUAAAGCAGAUGCCACCACCGUACUAGAUUUCUGGUUUGACCGCCAGAAAAACAACAUGCAACCAGCCUUCUCAUUCAAGGCCUGGAAAGAUUCCGAUGGCGAGAUGCAAGAGGCGGACUUGUGGCCACCCAGUGCUCACCGUGCCAAUGCCACAAAGCAGAGCACAGGGAAGGGUAAGGGCAAAGCCAACCCUAAAGCUAACCGCCGCUGUGUGGCAGAGGAUAACAAUUCGGAGGACGAGUUGAAUGGUGAUCUUGGAGAGGAUGGUUGGAGAGCCCAAGAUUUUGCCACCCCCAAAGGUCGCCUUGCCGACCAAGAAGAAGCAGGCUGCAGGUUCACACCGGGAUACCAGACAAGUUGUCGCUGA
This is a messenger RNA of Suillus discolor, 1374 nucleotides long. RefSeq lists its product as uncharacterized. Bases 1 to 1374 code for a protein of 457 amino acids. Lineage: Eukaryota; Fungi; Basidiomycota; Agaricomycetes; Boletales; Suillaceae. The transcript has 7 exons. The record is from RefSeq and is a predicted model, not a curated record.